Molecule: messenger RNA, 604 nt
Organism: Drosophila bipectinata
Lineage: Eukaryota; Metazoa; Arthropoda; Insecta; Diptera; Drosophilidae
Source: RefSeq, a predicted model, not a curated record
UCGUUGCUGAUCAUCGAGUGGUUAGGUCAUGGACUGUUCGUACUAUUUUCUACUGGGCCUGGCUCUUAUUUCAACAGGUCAAGUGAUUGCUAUCUGCAUUCCUCCUAAUCACUGCAUAGAGGAUAUGGAGGAAGCAGAUGCCAAGGAACGUUUCGACUACGUCCUGGGCAAGUACGAGGAGCUGGACAUGAAGAUUCCGGGUGAGCCUGUUGGCUUGCACGGCAAGGUAGUCACGCAUGGGGAGGCGGAGGAGCAGCACCUGGUGUUCCAGUACAUGGACAACACCCCGCAUGACAUCAUCCAGACGUGCGCGUUCGUGGUCGUCAGUGCUCCGGGCGAGUGCGAAUCGAUCCGCACCUACUGCUCCGGCUUUCUGCGGCGCCAGCCCCGUCCCCUUCUAGAGCGGAAGCCUCUCGAGGUCUGCGAGGAUAAGACCCAGCUGGCAACGGAGCCCCCGGAACCGGAGACGGCUCCCGAUGCGGAUUCGGAGGAUGGAACGGAGGCUGAUCCUCAGCAGGAGCAAGAGGAGGGAGCAGAAACCACCACAGGGGCUCAGGAUGCAUCCAACUCCAAGCUAAGAUCGAUGUCUCGCAAUAAUAUUUGA